Molecule: messenger RNA, 159 nt
Organism: Entrophospora sp. SA101
Lineage: Eukaryota; Fungi; Glomeromycota; Glomeromycetes; Entrophosporales; Entrophosporaceae
Source: the annotation of a GenBank genome assembly
AUGAAUGCUAAUGAUGAAAAUAGAGAUGGCAUUAUUGGACCAAAAAAUCAAUAUCAACAAAACUUCUCUAAUAUCAAUGAUAUCAAAGAUGAUAAUGAUUUAUCUAAUAACAAUGAUAUUAUUCACAAUAACUAUAAUAAUUUACCUGAUUCCAAUUAA